This is a messenger RNA of Helianthus annuus (common sunflower), 351 nucleotides long. RefSeq names its product toll/interleukin-1 receptor-like protein. Gene Ontology annotation, biological process: signal transduction. Lineage: Eukaryota; Viridiplantae; Streptophyta; Magnoliopsida; Asterales; Asteraceae. The record is from RefSeq and is a predicted model, not a curated record. Bases 1 to 351 code for a protein of 116 amino acids. The transcript has a single exon.
AUGGCUUCUUCAAGUUCAAGCGUUCACAACAAGAACUGCCAGUAUGAAGUGUUUCUUAGCUUCAGUGGUGUAGACACCCGCAAGACCUUCGUUGGUCAUCUUUAUGCUGCUCUUCAUCAACAUGUAGUAAGACGUUCAAGGAUGACGAGCGACUUAAGAAAGGAAAAAACAUCAGUGAUGAGCUCUUACAAUCCAUUGAGAACUCCAGAUGCUACAUUAUUGUUUUUUUCCAAAAACUAUGCAUCUUCAUCAUGGUGCUUAGACGAGCUUCUCAAGAUCAUGGAGUGUCAUAACAAGGGCAAGCGGUUUGCCAUCCUCGUGUUCUAUGAUGUGGAUCCUGUUGCAUGUUAA